AUGAGCAACUCUACACAUAAUCUCCAGCAAGCCACUCCGGCCGAGCUCACCGGCAUCGAGCGCCAGAACCUGACCCUGGCGUCACAACCACCGACCAUCGACGCCCUCCCAUUCCCGUUCCCGUUCGUCCUGCGCGAGAGCAUCGACCAAAAACCGCUGACCCCCUCGGAACACCAGCUGUUCCUAGCCCUCGUCCACAUCAACACGACGGCCCAAGCCUGCGCCGCCGCCAUGAAGCUCGACGUAAGUUCAAACCUGUACAAGCUGCUCGGCCAGCUCCUAGCCUGGCGCGGGGAGUUCCAUGGCCCAGAAGAAGAAGAACAAGAAGGGGGAGGAGGAGCAGUGCAUGACGGUGAUGAUUCCCGCGACCGGUCACGGGCGCCGGUCGUGUUAGAUGAGGCCAUCGUGGCCAAGUUCCAGCUGGUGGAGUUGCUGUUCGAAUCCUGCCGGAUUCUGCCCUCGGACGAUGUUGAUUAUUUUGCGAAUUUUGGGAUGGUGUUACUCCAUCAGAUGUCGACUAUCAACCCGUGGGUACCGGCCAGACUUGCGCUGAUGGUGUUUGUGCUCGAAGUCAGGCAAAAUUUGAGAAGUGAAGAUUUUGGAUCCGUUGCGGAUUUUGGGAUGGGCAUACUCAAAGGAAUGAGCAAUAAUCCUGAGGAGAGCGAUAAGAGCUAUGAGGAGAGCGAUGAGGAAAGCGAUGAGGAGAGCGAUGAGGAGAGCGAUGAGGAUUGCGAAAUAAUCAUGGGAGAUAGAUCUGCGGAUAUGGAGACGUAG
Molecule: messenger RNA, 774 nt
Organism: Drepanopeziza brunnea f. sp. 'multigermtubi' MB_m1
Lineage: Eukaryota; Fungi; Ascomycota; Leotiomycetes; Helotiales; Drepanopezizaceae
Source: RefSeq, a predicted model, not a curated record